UGAAAAAAAAAAAUUCGCCACACGCUCUAGACAAGGACUGCCAAUUGUAUCCUCAAACGCAAACCCAACUCCAGCCUGAAACGGAUUAUUCGCCAAUUGAUUUACCCUCAAACAAUUCGGUCAAGGAUGAGAGAGAUUGUGUGCUAAAAAUACGUCAAUAGCUUUCCCGAGUAACGUAGAUGGUAUGUGUGGGUCUGCUUAUUUUUGUUGCACAGUGUGCGCAGGCGGUGUUUUGACCCGUUGGGUUAGUCAUGCAACUCGUACAAGAAAAGCAAAGAAAAGUGACAAAGGAAAGUCCGUCAUGCAUGCAAAAUAAAGGGCGUAUGGCAGGGAACACCACACAAUGCCGGUCCGCCACCUUGAAUGCUUUUGUGAUCAACUGGUACGGGCGACAUCCAAUACGUUUACGUACACACACAGUGCUACAGUUCGGAUAGAAUCCACUUUGUUCCGAAAUUUUCACCUAUCACGCGAAACUAGAGGCCUAUCUACCACUCAAAUGUUCACCUGUUCCGUGUUUUUUCUUCACGAUCAACAUGUGAGUCUGACAAACGGCCACAUAAUGGGAAGUAAGCACUCAGCAGGUUCUACAAGCUGGAUUGUAUAUCUCGUAAUUGUUUUAUUUUGCUCAACUUCAACAGAAGCACAAACGGCGGUGGGAUUCGAGUUUAGAGAGGACUAUUCUAGGAUCGCUCACGAUGUGGACAAUUUUACAAGUUUACUUCAAACCGAUAUUAGAAAAGUCUUCACAUUCACCAACACUACUGAAGUAUCAUCCACAGAGGUAACUAGCAGUCCUCACGGGAAAAUUAGAGUAAACUUUACGCUCACCAUCGACACAACAAUCGACUCAAAGAUACGAGCCAGGAGUCAUCUUGAAGACAGUCUGCGGAUGGAGCAGUACGAGUUUGUCUUUGAGGGUGACGACUACUUAGUGAAUGGUUCAACGGUAUGGAUUAUGAACAGCUUCCCUGACAUUUGGCACCAGUAUGCUCCUGAAAUCGCAAUCGCAGUCAUUUGCGGACUGGCGGCACUGGCGAUAUUCGUCGCGUCUGUUCAGCUUAUUUGUAUGAACCGAAAACGUCCAAGGCGGGCAUCGUAUGUCCCACGGCCCUCCCUGCCCGUGUCCUACAGUGGCAACUCCCUGGGACGAACCAAUGGAGGCUUCAUGAUGGAGGAAUUAAACGGCGGUAAUAGGGUGCACACGCCCAAGUCUAGCAUCGGCUCAACGAGGUUCUUCUAUGACCGGGACACGUUAUACGACAAGCUCAUAUACGGUGCCUAUGAAGUCCCACCUAAACACAUGUAUGAUUUCCUGUAAAACCGCCAAAGUCUAUAUGCAACUCAAAUUUGAAAUCCAUGGUGGUCCUUCGGGUAUUUCCAUUUUUGACGAAAACGUCUUUGUUACGUUUUACUGCUUACUUAAUUUUAAUCAAAUUGAGCAUUAUGCAAAAAAAA
This is a messenger RNA of Patiria miniata (bat star), 1458 nucleotides long. RefSeq lists its product as uncharacterized. The coding region runs from base 344 to 1321 and encodes 325 amino acids. The transcript is spliced from 8 exons. NCBI's taxonomy places the organism in Eukaryota, Metazoa, Echinodermata, Asteroidea, Valvatida, Asterinidae. The record is from RefSeq and is a predicted model, not a curated record.